AUGGCCGAAUGUCAUCCUAGCGAUCCUCGCCUGGUUAACGGAGAGAGGCAUCACGGUCUUUACUACUGUGUUAUCACGCAUCUCUCACAGUCAAACUACCUCGUGGAGAUUUGCGGCGGUCAUUACGGCGUAUUGCAGCACGACGACUUCACUCAAGAGGACAGGAACGCCUCGAUCGUUAUCGACCUGCUCGAGGGCAGGGAAUUUCAUAAAGGUCAUGAGAGCGAGGCUCUCCCGCAGUGGCGUCGCGGGGAAGUGGACAAGGUAUUCUUGGAACCGCCCCUCAACGACGCGCGUUUUAUGGAAAAGCCGCUAGUGUCGGUUACGUUCGACGAGAACAAGACGUACAAGAUCCCAAACCACACGCUGAACGUCCUACUCGGUAGCGCCGUGCCGGCUGACCUUAUCGGCACCGUCGGCGACAGCUACUACAACCACUGCAGCGAGUUCGCCACCGCCGAGGCCAACCGGGAUCUGCAUACGGUCGGUCGCUUCGACAUCGGGGCCAAUGUGAUCGGGCACGUAGACAAUAAAACGGGAGACGUUGUGCGGCACUGA
Molecule: messenger RNA, 558 nt
Organism: Durotheca rogersii
Lineage: Eukaryota; Fungi; Ascomycota; Sordariomycetes; Xylariales; Xylariaceae
Exons: 3
Coding region: 1-558 (185 amino acids)
Source: RefSeq, a predicted model, not a curated record